Talaromyces stipitatus ATCC 10500 is the source of this 1521-nucleotide messenger RNA. Its product is annotated as bicyclomycin resistance protein, putative. NCBI's taxonomy places the organism in Eukaryota, Fungi, Ascomycota, Eurotiomycetes, Eurotiales, Trichocomaceae. The coding region runs from base 1 to 1521 and encodes 506 amino acids. The transcript has 2 exons. Gene Ontology annotation, cellular component: membrane. Gene Ontology annotation, biological process: spermine transport; transmembrane transport; spermidine transport. The record is from RefSeq and is a predicted model, not a curated record. Gene Ontology annotation, molecular function: spermidine transmembrane transporter activity; spermine transmembrane transporter activity.
AUGCCAGCCCCUGAGGAACUCGGCGUUGAGCUUUCUAUAGCGUCCACCCUGGGAUAUGACGAUACUGAAAGAGCUUUAGAAGAAAACUCGCCAGCUAAGAGUAACUCGUUAAGGACGACUGUUACAGCUCAAGACUGGAUUGGGCCUAACGAUCCAGAGAACCCUCAGAAUUGGUCAACGCCGAAGAAGAUAUACCAUGUACUAGUCCCUACCAUUUUCGCAUUUGUGGUUUCUCUAGGAACAUCAAUCAUUUCGCCAGCGAUUGACUCAAUGGCCGAUGCACUGCACGCCAGCAGCGAAGUAGCCCUACUCAGCUUCUCAUCCUAUGUCCUAGGACUCGCCUUUGGUCCGCUUCUGGGUUCUCCUAUGAGUGAAGCCUUUGGUAGGCGAGCCGUGUAUCUACUAUCAAUUCCGAUCUCACUACUAUUUACCCUCGGCGUCGGAUUCGCCCAAAACAUAGAAACAGUCAUCAUCACAAGGUUCUUUGCCGGUGCUUUUGGAGGACCUGUUUUGGCAAUUGGUGCCGGGACAAAUGCAGACUUAUUCAUUCAAGAGCAGAGGUCAACCAUGACAGCUGUUUUUUCUCUGGCACCGUUCUGCGCUACAGGUAUCGGUCCAGUCAUCGGCGCAUAUGUGAAUGCCUACAAAGACUGGAGAUGGGUAGAAUGGACACUCAUUUUCUUUCUUGUCGCAUCUUAUUUCUUCGCCCUUUUCGAGGAGGAAACGUACAAGAAGACCAUUUUACAACGACGAGCAAAGAAGCUUAAUAUCGCUCCUCCGCCCACGGUCUCCGGUAUCGCGAGCCUUCGACAUACCGUUACCGUCGUUCUCCUGAAACCUAUCCAUAUGCUUUUUACUGAACCGAUCGUGACAUCCUUCAGUGUCUAUAUCUCAUUCAAUUUUUCCGUCCUCUUUUCUUUCCUUGCUGCUGUUCCACUUGUUUUCCGAAAUGUUUACGGAUUCACUCCUGAGCACCAAAACUUGACCUUCAUUGGUAUCUUUUUCGGAUGCGUCCUUGCUCUUCCUACACAGCUGGCGUUAGAUCAAGGUUUGUAUCAGAAACGUCAGCGUAAGUCAUUUACCGAAGGUUCAGGGGCGAUUGCGAUAGCACCAGAGCACCGCCUUUAUGGCGCAAUGCUUGGUAGUAUUGGUCUUCCAGUUGGCAUUUUCUGGUUUGCAUGGUCAUCAAGGAGCGAUAUACAUUGGAUCGUUCCUAUUAUUGCCUUGGUACCUUUUGCAUGGGGUAAUCUGUUAGUCUUUAUCUCGGCUGUGCUGUAUACAGUCGAUGUGUACCAAGCAGUUAAUGGUGCGUCUGCGGUUGCUGCGAACGGACUGCUACGGUACAUUAUGGCUGCAGCUUUCCCGCUGUUUACGAUUCAGAUGUAUGAAGGUCUUGGUCAUGAGUGGGCGAGCAGUCUGCUCGGAUUUGCGACUUUGGCGUUGCUGCCAGUGCCGUGGGCUUUAUACCGUUGGGGUCCAAUGAUCAGGCGCCGGAGCAGCUAUGAUACUAUUAAGGCAUGA